AUGACACACCUUUUACCAUGUUUUAUUACUCUUUUGUACUAUACUUUAAAUAACGGAGUCGAUAGCUUUAUUGUUAACAAAUUUAAUAAAUUUAGCGAUUUUAAUAAUUUUUCUAUAACCUACGGAAAUUAUGGAAACAAUUUGGGAAUAUUAGGAGAUACUGUAGAUUCAGUAAAUUCUCUAAAAUCAACUAGAAAUGAUGUAAAUUCACUAAACCUAGUGAGUGAUGAUGCGGAAUUAGGGAAUUCUUCCACUGGAGUGGCAUUGCUGGAGAACUAUGAUGAGAAGGAGAGUUUGGAAUAUUUGAAACUGAACGAUUAUAUGUGCAGUAGUUUCUUGAAAUAUGCCUUGAGUAUAAUUUUGGGCCGGGCUUUACCUGAUUCUAGGGAUGGCCUUAAGGUUGUUCAUCGCAGGAUUAUAUGGGCCAUGCAUAUGCUGAAACUGGAUCCAAAUGGCCAGUAUCGUAAAUGUGCUAAGGUUGUUGGCGAUGUUUUGGGAAACUAUCACCCGCACGGUGACAAGAGUGUGUACGACGCUUUAUGCAGGCUCUCUCAGGACUUCAUCAUGAAGGUGCCACUCAUCGACGGCCACGGCAAUUUCGGCUCUAAUAAUGAUCCUCCUGCCGCUAUGCGUUAUACCGAAUGCAGAUUAACAAACUUUUCUAAGACUGUAAUGCUGAAUGAUAUAAAUUUCAAUACUAUUGAUUAUACACCAAAUUUCGAUAAUACCAAUAUUGAACCCAUGGUGUUACCAUGCAGGUUACCGAACAUAUUAAUUAAUGGUUCUUCGGGUAUUGCUGUUGGUUUGGCGACUAACAUUCCUCCUCAUAAUCCCGCCGAAAUCAUCAACGCAACAAUACAAUACAUCAAGUAUAUUUUAUACAUUGACAUCAUUCAUAGGUCUCAUCUUAAGACUGAUGCUACUGUUGAUGAUGUGAAUGGUGAUAAGAGCGCAGAAGUUGUUAAUGAGGUGUUGGGACCGGAUUUUCCAACAGGAGGAGUGAUAAGGACCACGAGAGAGGCCAUGAGGAAAAUAUAUGAGAGUGGCAAAGGGACCGUUUUGAUACAGUCAAGAUUCGUAUUUGAAGAAAAGUUAAGAAUCUCAAUUGUCAUCAACCAAAUCCCUUACAACACUAGAAUCAACGACAUUAUAGAGAAUAUAAACCGUAAUAUAAAGAACAAUAAUAUAAUCGGCGUGAAUGAUGUGAAGGACGAGAGUGACCGCAACGGGACUAGAAUAGUGGUGGAGUUGAAGCGGAACAUAUCGUCGGUGAUAGAGAUCCAGGAGAUUAUGACGAAGCUCGAGCGCCUCACGGAAUACAAUUACAACUGCAACUUCAUCACACUUGACCAAGAUAGACCAAUACGUUUCAGCCUCUCCAGCAUUCUCAAAAUUUGGCUCAACUUCAGGCUUGAAGUACUAAAAAGGAAAUACAAACACCUGCUACUCAAAUUCAAAAAGAACCUAGAUAUCAUCAACGCUUAUAUCACCGUAUAUCUCAAUAUCAACACCAUUAUCAACUCGUUCCAAAAUCAUCAUAAAGGAGUCUAUAAAUUAUUAAAAGAAGAGUUCAAGUUGAAUGAUGACCAGAUGAAGAGCGUGAUGCGUCUGACAUUAAGGCAGUUGAAUCAGUUAAAUAUUGAAAAUUUGAAUGAAAAAUCAGCAGAAUACACCAAGCAAAUCGAGUUUUAUGAAAAUAUCCUAAAAAACGACAAUAACUUGUACAGUGAAAUUAUUUCAGACCUGACUGAGUUGAGGGAGCAUUUCAAGAAUAUUAAGAGAAAUACCUUAAUUAUCUACACCGACGAACCCAAUAGUUUUGAAAACACCAUUGAAGGUGAGGGAGCUGAGGGGAAUACUGAUGGUAAAGUUGGGUCAGUGGUUGAAUCUGACGAUAACAUUAUCAUCUAUAAUAGGCUCGGCAGGAUUAGUAAAAUCAAAUUAGACAAGAAAUUCUACAAAUCUAACAAAAAUAAAACACUAAACACUCCAAAUCCUGUCCAUACUCAUUCCACGAGCCCUGAUGAGAGUCAGGAUAAGGCAGAAACCCCCAGUGUAAAAAAGAGUGCCAAGAAAAGUCUUAAUAAAAUUGAUGAGACUGAGGCUUUGGAGGUGGGUUACUGCAGCAACAACAACAGUAAUAAGAUAAUGAUGAUAAUGAAAAAUGGCAGAAUAUUUCAUGUGAAUAGCAGUAAAUUGAAGCUUUGUAAGAAGGGUUAUGACAUAUUUAAGUACCUGGGCAUUAAUAAUGACCAAUUGAUUGAAUACGUUACAUCAACGGGGAAAAACAUUGGAGAUAUAAUAAUGGUUGGAUAUGGAAGUGGUGUAAUGUCUGUUUUUAAUGCCAAAAAACUGAAUUUCAAGCUCUCGAAGACCAGGUUAAACCUUAAACUUAACCUCAAAGAUAAAGAAAUAAGGUUCUUUUUCAAUUGCACCCUUGAUCACAUUUUACAAAACCCAUUUCUUUUCAUCUGUACGAAGAGAGGGUAUUGUAUAAAAAUAAAUUUGAAGAAUAUAAUUGAGAAGUUCGACAAGAAGAAGAACUUGAGGUUGAUUAGGAUGUACAAAGGAGACGAGCUCGCCUCCUCAUGCCUUACAAACGAUCAGGGACACAUCCUCAUCCUAACGUCCAAAGGUAACUCCAACCACCAUAACAACUGUAUAGGCAGAUAUAAACUAAUUAAUGUCAGUGACAUCAAGUUACAGAGAAUUAAAGGCAAAGGGUACAACAUACUGAGAAAUAAGCAGAAAUUAAUCAAAAAGGCCGAAAGCGAAGAUUCAGAAGCAAAUCUGGAGAACGUAGUAACUUGUACAAAUGUGGAUAAUAUAAAAGAAAAGAAGAACAUAUUGCUGAUAAGCAAGGGCGGGGUUUUGUCUAAGAAAUCUCUACACUUGAAGCCUGGCCUAAGGCAUCACAAGACGAAGCGACUUUGGAAUAACAUACCGAACAACGACCGGUUGAUUUAUUCUAAGCUUUUAUAA
This is a messenger RNA of Theileria annulata, 2982 nucleotides long. Its product is annotated as topoisomerase IV subunit A, putative. The record is from RefSeq and is a predicted model, not a curated record. The coding region runs from base 1 to 2982 and encodes 993 amino acids. Gene Ontology annotation, biological process: DNA topological change. Gene Ontology annotation, molecular function: DNA binding; ATP binding; DNA topoisomerase type II (double strand cut, ATP-hydrolyzing) activity. Gene Ontology annotation, cellular component: DNA topoisomerase type II (double strand cut, ATP-hydrolyzing) complex. Lineage: Eukaryota; Apicomplexa; Aconoidasida; Piroplasmida; Theileriidae. The transcript is spliced from 9 exons.